UCAAUUUCUCAUUUCAAGCGGAAAGCUCGCCGCGAACGCACGCAGAACUCGGAGCAGGCGGAAAAAAUAUAAUAAAUAUUUAUAAGUGGCCCAGUAUUAUUCAUCCAAAAUAUCCAACGAUCGAGUGGCGCGUAACCUGUGCGUGAGUGAUAAGGAGUUAAUUUAUAAAGGAAGUGACGAAGUACCCGCAUAUCUAAAAAACGCAAAAAUGUCUCUGCGCAAAAGUUUAACCUUAUGCACUGCGCUUCUGUUGGUUCUGCUGUUGGCUGAUUCCCAUGCCAAGCCCUCGCAGGACUUAAACACACCGGGCGAGCUAAGUGAUCUGAGAGGGAAGAGAGGAGGAGCGGUGUCCAAAAAUAAGACAGCUGUCGUGGAGGAUUCUGUACCGGAUUCCGACUCAGAAGCGGAAUCAGAGGAACAGCAAAGGCGUUCAUAUCCCCACCGUGAUGAAGAUCAACUUAACUCAGCCACCAACUUGGUUUUGGCCAGAAACUACAAGUAUGAUGUGGAGAUCCUAGAAUCUGGAGAUGCAGACCAACAGGAAGACAGUAACAUGGAUGAUAUGGACGAUCUGGAAGAGCGUUUCAAGGGACGCGGUGUGGUUUUCAGCACGGACACUGACACCUUUGCCUCUGAGAAUAUCGAGAUGACCCCAGUGGAUGUGCAAGCGGAUGCGGUUAGUCAGGGACACGUGUUGCUUGGCAUCGUGGUAGUGACACUGGCCUUGCUUUCCAUUGGCCUGUACGCCGGCCUGGUCUUAUGGCGCUCGCACCUGGAGCAGCGGUAUGGAAUGCGCGAGCGGUUGGUGAACCGGGAUCUCGAGGAGGAGGCGGGCGGCGCUGAAGAAGUCGAUUAUCACGUCUACGCCCCGACUACGACGCCAGCAACGUCCAGGGCGUAGUCCGCAGAAAAUCUGGUCCGAUUUGAACCUAUCCAGUGUGCGACAAUUGGACCUGGUUGCGGUUUAAGUGCGCACUCACCACAUAAUAUAGACGACGAUAUAUUCAAUCCCAGCGACAGAGAUGGAGGAUGGAGAGUGCGCUCGAACGUCUAAUGAAUGCCAUAAAUUUCCACGACAAGCUGAAAAGCAUUCCGCUUCCCAAUUACACUCUAAUGGCGAUGCUAAAGGUCACGCCGAUAUCUAGCAUCGCAGUUGACAAGACCCAAUUAGUUAGUAAGUUUCUGUGAUAUUGUUCUAGAGAUUCUUUUGUACGUCCUUGCACUAACAAUAUGCAUAGAUCGCAAGUUGGUAAACGAUAAUAAAUUCCAAUUUGUAAAUGUAAAUUAAAUGUAAA
Drosophila eugracilis is the source of this 1295-nucleotide messenger RNA. RefSeq lists its product as uncharacterized. NCBI's taxonomy places the organism in Eukaryota, Metazoa, Arthropoda, Insecta, Diptera, Drosophilidae. The record is from RefSeq and is a predicted model, not a curated record.